CGAGGAGUCAAUAAUGGUUACCAGACUGGUGGCAAAGGUUAUGCCUUGUUUUGAGCCCUUCGCCAGCGUACUGUCAUUAAAAGCAUUCCACUUUCCAUGAGGGAUAUCCGCCCGUCUGAGGCUCUAUAUCCGUUUCUAUAGCGACUCUCCUCUUAUACGCCGCUGGAUGCAAAGCUGUCGUUUUAGCAAGGUAUAAAUACCCCUUUACUUCAUUGCCUACGAAUAGAUGAAUCAAUGCUUUCGCCUCCCACAAACCAAGUCCUCAAUCUCCAAUAAUGCACCCUACAUCUACCUCCCUCUGCUUCAACCAAUACGACUGGGACUACACAUCGAAAUAUAUGUCCUGCGAAGAUUUCCUUUUCACGGAUGACAUUUUCCCCUCAAAGUCAACCAUUGAAGCUGACCAAGAUGGCCAACAAAACGCUGACAACAAAGAAGAAGCUGACUUAGUGAACACCGCCAACACCACAAACGAUAAUGGCUUCGUAAACACCUACAAGUCCGACUGCACGGUCGACGCUGUCUUGCAAAACCUCACACCAUCGAAUAGCAACGAUAUCAAGGGGUAUAUCAUGACUUGGGCCGGCAAGGGCAACUUUUUAAGAGGCGAGAUUCCUUUCCGGCUCUAUCACAAGGUCGUCGUCGUCCUCCCUUAUGGUCAGUAUCCAAUCACUCAAGAGGACGAAAUACUGGCCUUCAGACUCGCAUCCAACCUCCGUCGACGGAUAAUGUACAGGAUGUACGCUCGCUAUCGCUGCCAGAAGCACUCCCAGCUUCCGACCGAGAUCGAAGCUGCCAAACUUCACCUGGCAAUCGAGGCCAAGAAACUCCUUCAAAGAGACGCGUUUGCUGGAUUUGUUCAUGUCUCCUUCGGCGACAGGCACUUGAUGUCCAGGGUAGCAAGCACCGCGUACAAGCCUAAGAUAUCUUAUGAUCAGCGAUGUAAGAUUGCCGGGACAAUUGAUUGCGAAGUCGGAGGAUCCAGAACCUGGGCUGAGUUGGAAGCCAGCUGGGACUUGGAGCGCAUCGAAUAGAGACUUUGGUAAACUGUCUAAUUUCG
Messenger RNA from Cryptococcus deneoformans JEC21, 1060 nucleotides. RefSeq lists its product as hypothetical. The record is from RefSeq and is a predicted model, not a curated record. Bases 276 to 1034 code for a protein of 252 amino acids. The transcript is spliced from 2 exons. NCBI's taxonomy places the organism in Eukaryota, Fungi, Basidiomycota, Tremellomycetes, Tremellales, Cryptococcaceae.